AUGAAUAACAACGAAAUGAAUAAAGAGGCCAUUCAACUGCUGAACGCCGCCAGCAGUGACAGCGACUCGGCAUCUGAUUUGCAAUUUUCAUUGGCCCCUCAGCCGACUGUGCAAGUUAGGCGAAAGAUUCGAACAAAAAGUAGGAAGCAAAGGCGAGGUGAGACUGGAAAUGGAUCUCAUUCUCCUUCGCUUUCCCAACUGUCUUGCUCCUAUUCCAAUGUGUUAAAAAUUGCCUGCAUAUCAUUUGCCGUAGGAGGCACUUUAGUCCUCGGUUGGAUAGUCAUGCUGCUUCACACAGAAGUACAACAACUCUCUGAGAAACUGGCCAGUGUUCCUGCCUCUUAUGAUGAUGAAACCAUUUUGGGGCUGAAGAGAACCAUUAAGGAGCUGACUUUGAAUCAGUCUUACCACUUUUACGUCCUUCAGAAUUAUUCGAGAGGUUUGGAGGACAUCCGUCAACAAAUGACGUCGAUGACGACUGACGUCAGCAACAUUAAAGACAGUCUAAAAGAGGCCCCUCAAAUGUUGAACAUUGGCAAAGAGCUUGAUUCGUUAAAGUCCUCUUUGGCCACUUAUGGUGCUACAAUAUCCGAUUUGAAGCUCGGACUGGCCGAUCUAAAAGAAUUGCCAACGGCAGUACUAGAAACCUUCAACUCGACGCUGCAGGGUCGACUGGACACAAUCUCCGAAGAUUUGCACCAUCAUCACGGAAUGAUUACCUCACUUCAAAAUACCACGGAACGUCUCUCUUCUCAAAUUCCGGCAGCUAAUGUUCCUCAAAGGAUGGAUGCUGUGCAGAAUGCCCUAGUGAAAUUGGAGGCUCAGCAAAUAAACACGACCUUAACUCUCAGUUACGCCAUGGAACUCAUCCAACAAAUAACUAACGGAUCCUUGGGAAGAACAAAAUGACCCCGGUGCACCCCACCUAUUUCGAAGAUAUGCCAUAAAAAUUUUUAAAAAAUUAGAUUUUAAUGAAAUUUAAACAUAAAUCGGUAGUUGCCAACUUGACAGACCUUUAUAUUAACUAGUCUUUUAAAAUAAUAGCUUUGUCUUUUUUGUCGCGCUCAAAAUACAGUUUCAUUUUUGUUUUUAAA
Molecule: messenger RNA, 1094 nt
Organism: Daphnia magna
Lineage: Eukaryota; Metazoa; Arthropoda; Branchiopoda; Diplostraca; Daphniidae
Exons: 4
Coding region: 1-909 (302 amino acids)
Source: RefSeq, a predicted model, not a curated record